AUGGACCACAUCGUGCAAUUUGUAGAGCAUUUGCAGCCAUACGCAGAGGUUGCAACCCCUUUGGAUUUUCACUUCCUUCACGCUCAUGUCGACAAUUUGUCUGCAUCACUUGGAUUGGGCAGUGACCAGCUCUGCUAUGUAUUGUGCCUCUUUGUUGCAUAUCCACUAGCUGUUGUAUACAAGAUCUUGCCUACUGCUAGUCUCAAGCAUAUCUUUGAUAUUGUCAUGGGUAUUAGUAUUGCGCAAUUCGUGCUGGGUUCAGGAUGGAUCCACUCGUUUCUCUCGAGUUUGUUAACGUACUUGAUGGUCAAAUUUGGACCGCGUCAAUACGCCCCCGCCAUUGUAUUUCUAUUCAACAUGCUCUAUAUGUCACUAUCGCAUAUUUACCGACUAUACGUGGAUUACAUGGGCUGGACAUUGGAUUUUACGGGUCCACAAAUGCUUUUGGUUAUCAAACUCACCAGCUUUGCGUACAAUUAUUUCGACGGUACUGUGGACAAAACUUUAGCAACAAAAGGCACUGAAUUGUCUCCAAACAAGAGAAAAAUGUACGAAGGGCGUCAAAAACUUGCUCUUACGGAACUUCCGUCGUUACUUGAAUAUUUUGGCUACGUCUAUAGUUUUACGACGUUCCUCGCUGGUCCAGCUUUUGAAAUUCGGGAGUAUCUAGAUGUUACGAAAGGUACUAAAUUCUUGGUGAACGGCAAAAAGAAACAGCCUUCAAGUGUUUUGGCAGCGUUUUCCAAAUUUCUUGUUGGUUCGAUUUUGAUGGCAGCUUUUGCAGUGUACGGACCAUCGUACCCGUUAUCGAAUCUACACGACUCAAAAAUUGCUGCACAACCAUUAUUGUACCAGCUUCGUGACUUGUACAUUACGCUUGCUUUUUGCAAGGCCAAGUAUUAUUCAGCAUGGAAGAUUGCUGAGGGGGCGACAGUUUUGUGCGGUUUUGGAUUUGAAGGCUUUAAUAAAGAUGGAUCGAGCCGCGGUUGGAAUGGUGUAAGCAAUAUGGACAUUCUAGGCUUCGAGUUUUCACAAAGUAUCCGUGCUGCUUCGCGUGCGUGGAACAAAGGAACGCAAAAUUGGCUAGAGCGCUACGUGUAUACGCGUACAGGCAAUUCGCUGAUAGCCACGUACUUUAUUUCGGCCUUUUGGCAUGGCUUCUACCCGGGUUACUACCUCUUUUUCAUGAGCUUGCCGCUGGCCACGGCUGUGAAUCGUCUGGCAUUCAAGCGCCUGCGUCCACGAUUUAUUGAAUCCGACGGAUCGUUUGGAUUUAAAAAGAAAGUCUAUGAUUUCGUCAGUUACCUGGUUACGCUUGUUGCGAUGCACUACUUCGUCAUGCCGUUCCAGGCCAUGUCGUGGGAAAACUCGAUUGCUUCGCUGAAGAAUGUGCACUUUGCUGGUCAUAUUGCAGCCGUUGUGUUGUAUAUCGUAUUCUCGUGCAUUCCAGUGCCAAAGCUUCAAAAGAAGAUCGAAUAG
Plasmopara halstedii is the source of this 1479-nucleotide messenger RNA. RefSeq names its product lysophospholipid acyltransferase. The coding region runs from base 1 to 1479 and encodes 492 amino acids. Lineage: Eukaryota; Oomycota; Peronosporomycetes; Peronosporales; Peronosporaceae. Gene Ontology annotation, biological process: lipid modification. The transcript is spliced from 4 exons. Gene Ontology annotation, cellular component: membrane. The record is from RefSeq and is a predicted model, not a curated record. Gene Ontology annotation, molecular function: acyltransferase activity.